AAUAAUUGUGUCAAUGAUACAUUAGAGAAGCUCCAAGUCCAAAACAUAUUUUGUCCCAUUCGGCCCAAUUCAGCCUAUCCCCCACUACACACAGAUUACAUAUACAAUAGAGUUGACCAGGGUUGAUCAAUGAUCAUAGUUGAGUGUUGACUCUCUUGACUUUUCUCUCGUCUCUGCAGCUCUACUUUCUAUGUAGUGGUCUCUGGUCUCUAUAGUCUUCUUGUUUUGUUUAUAACUUAUAUAUUAAUUUUUUUUUUGGUGCAAAAAUGGAGGACAAUAAAGUCAAUACAACGAAUAAUAAAAUGAUUAAAUAUAAUGAAAAUUUAUUUAAAAUUAGAGAAAAAUCAAUAUAUUUUCAUAUUUACAGCAGUGUUAAUCAAUCAGAAUGCAUACGUCUUCGUACACUUAUAGAGAAAACUGGCGGUAUUAUCUCGGAUGACCCUAGUCAUAAUGCAAUAAAUUUAACAAAUCUACAAACAAUUUACUAUCGCAAAAAAAAAGAUGAAAACUACACACUUCAUCAUAGUCAAUUUAUUUAUGAUUCAGUUGAAAAAAAUUGUCUACAAAAUAUAAAAAAUUACAGGGUACCAGGCUUUUCAAAGUCAGACAAUGCGAUGAUAAAAUUAUCAAACUUUCUAGAUGAAGAUGACACAAUAACAAGUUUUAUGACAAAUAAAAAUAAUAAAGAUAAUGUCGAUAAAAAAAGUAAUUCAAUAAUCAAUAAGCAAAAGGUUACAAAAUCACUAGAAAAACUUGUUAAUCAGCUAGUUAAUUCGACUGAUGAUGAUGAAGCAUCUAAUAUUGCUGUUGAUCAAGUAUUAUCAAUUCAAUCAUCACAAAUAUCCAAGCAUUUGUCUGGCUGUUUGAUAUCAAAUUAUUCAUUGGAAAGUACACCUAUCAGUAAAACAGGAUCAGAUCUAGAUGAAGAUUCAUCAAGUAAGCCACAAGCUCGUCUUGUAAGAAAUCCAUUUUUCAAGAAAAAAAAUAAACAAGCAUAUUCAACAGUUGACAUUAAUUAAAGUCGCGAAAUAAAAAAAAAGAUUGAUGAUCUGUAAAAAAAGAUGAAUCAGUUACUAAAAAUUUAUUGAAUAAUCACUUAUCAUCUGUUGGAAAA
Aphidius gifuensis is the source of this 1114-nucleotide messenger RNA. RefSeq lists its product as uncharacterized. The record is from RefSeq and is a predicted model, not a curated record. The transcript has 3 exons. The coding region runs from base 267 to 1019 and encodes 250 amino acids. Lineage: Eukaryota; Metazoa; Arthropoda; Insecta; Hymenoptera; Braconidae.